Messenger RNA from Lathyrus sativus (Indian pea), 906 nucleotides. The record is from the annotation of a GenBank genome assembly. NCBI's taxonomy places the organism in Eukaryota, Viridiplantae, Streptophyta, Magnoliopsida, Fabales, Fabaceae.
AUGUUUACACCUUCCAACAUCAUCAAACACACUCAUCAUUGCUUCAAACAAACCAAUCUCAUCAACAAUAUCCAUACCAUGAACCUUCACUCUCCCAAAACUCUACGAAUACGUUACACCGACGAAGACGCCACCGACUCUUCCUCCGACGAUAACCAACCGCCGCGCCGCAGAGUCAAGACCUUCGUCAACGAGAUCACCAUCGCCAGCAGAAACAUUCCGAGGAAAAACAACAGACGUAAAAUCAAAACCAACACCAAAACUAGAGCUCCGGCUAUCCAACGGAAGCCGGUGAUUAACUCCGGGAAGAAAUACCGAGGAGUGAGACAGAGACCUUGGGGGAGAUGGUCGGCGGAGAUAAGAGAUCAUAAAAUGAGCGUAAGACUGUGGUUAGGAACUUACAACACUGCUGAAGAAGCUGCUAAGGAGUACGAUAAAGCUGCCAUUAAAAUCCAUGGUGCAAACGCGGUUACAAAUUUUAUUCAACCGGUUCAUAACGUUACAAACUCUGAUAACAUUUCCGGUGAACAAUGUGUAAGCAGCAACAACAACGUUGUAUCUGCAAAUUCAGUAGUUGGUCAGUGUAGUACUUCAGAAAGUGAACACGAAACAGUGAAAGACGAUGUUGUUGUUGUUCCUGUUCCAACUGAAAAUGAUAAAAAGAUGAAAUCUGAUUCUGAGUCAGUUUUUCCGCUUCCUUGUGAUAGUUUAUUCGAUGGGUUUGAAAGAAACUGUGUAUUUGGUAACGAGAGAGAGAUGGAAAACAUGUUUUCUUUUCCUGAUGAUGAUUUUAGUGGCAAAUUUGUUGAUACCAUGAGUCCAAGUUUGUUGAACUGGAAAAGAGAUUGUGAUAUGUUUCAGGAUAUAGGUGAUUUGUUUGGUUCGGAUUUUGGUACUUCGGUUUGA